Messenger RNA from Lactuca virosa, 468 nucleotides. Lineage: Eukaryota; Viridiplantae; Streptophyta; Magnoliopsida; Asterales; Asteraceae. The record is from the annotation of a GenBank genome assembly.
AUGGGACCCUUCAUGGUAUGGGUAUGGGGCAACGUGUUCAAACUCGAGGUUAUGGAUCAUUCAUUGCAGGUUUCGGCCGACCAUCAGUCUAGUGUCAUGGAAAGAGACAUGAGACUUUUCCAUUGGCAUGUUCUUGCUCAUCAGCCAGGGCACCAUAAUACAAGUGUGGGUCGUGGAUAUGGAUCAUUUCGGGGCUGCAGAUUCAAACUCAAGGUUAUAGAUCAUGCAUUGAGGAUUCUAGACGACCAUCACUCCAAUGUCAUGAAACAAAACAUGAGACUUUUCCUUUCAUGUGUUCUUGAUCAACAUCCAGGUGACCACAUUACGAGUGUGGGUGGUACAAGUGUAGGUCGUGGAUAUAGAUCAUUUGGCAUAGGGGUCACCAACUCGAUCUACUAUGUAUCGUAUGGGUUCGAGACACGAUUUGAUUUUCUUAUGUUCUUUGAAAUGGGACCCAACAUGGUUUAG